AUGCCGAGGCGUUACAGAUUAGGUGACAAUGGCAGUACUCACGCUUUGUACCUCGAAACAAUUGUCGAGGAAACAAGCGAUGAUUUGCGAUCAGAGCGUUCAUCUGCCGCCACCUGGUUGUCCGAUUCAGAUGCUGAUUCCGUCAUACAUGUGCGGGGUAUUGCAGGAUCAGAAUGCGACAGUGAGUCAGAGAGGGAAUGGGCAUGUCCGGCCAAGAGACGGCGACGAGAACGCGGUAAUUCUCCCACAAGUAUCGGCUCUCUUUCGCGUUCAUCUAGCCUCGCGCAGUUCGAGUCCCUGGAACGUUCCUGUGCGGCCCCAGUUUCUCCUAGUCUCUCACCGGACUCUCUGGAAUCCCCACCGGCGUCUCCACCACCAGUGCGUCCCGCACCGCGCGCCCACCUCUCAGCGGAGAACCUCAGCGAGGACAGUGGUUACAGUGAGCGCGCGCGCCGCCCGCCCCCGCCCGCCCGCCGCGGCCCGCCCGAAAUAGCGCACGGGCCUGCCGCCGCCGGCAGCGUGCCCUGCCUCGCGUCGCCCAGUGCCGCGCGCCGCCAGCCCCGCACCGCCCGCGCCGUCUCGCUGCCCGCCGAGCUCGACGUGUGCGCCGAGCCGCGCCGCCACGUAGCUCACACCGCAAGGUUUCGUCAGACCUUCGAAGUUUGUGACAGUUUCACCGUAAGCGUGGCUGAUCUUACGGCCCUCGACUACCGCGGGGGGCCCCGGCGGCCGCGUCUGCCGCCCCCGCCGCCCCCGCCGCGCCCCACACAUCAGCCGCCCCCGCCACCCGCUCUCGAUGUGGUCGUGCGCUCGACGCGGGCGACGCCAGCUCGCGAGCCCAGCGCUGGCAGUGAUUCGACGACUGAAUCCGAGCAGGCUUUCGCUAGAGAAAUGGAAGCGACCGCGCGUCGUCUUGACGAAAAUGCAAAGAGAGCUCUAGCCGACACCGGAAACUACGACCGUGAACUUUCCGUAUUGACAGCGAGACGGUUGCGAGACUCGUGGGGGGCCUGGGAUGACGUGCUCGACGAGCUGCGUCGACGGAUGGAGCCGUCGUCGGCGACGCCCUCACCCCCGCGCUCGCCCUCACCGGAUCCCAUCCGCGAGCCCUCAUUUUCAUCAACACCUCUCCGCCCCGGCGACGCGCGAGUGCGGUCCACGCCGGAGUUACGCGCGCGGGCGACGCCGCAGCGCGAGACCCCAGAGGAGCUGCGCGCCUCGCUACAGUUAGUCGCGCCUCGGCCGCCCGACGCGGUGCCCCCGGUGCGUUCCGUGUCCACGGGUUCCAAAGGGGUGACGUUCUCCCCGGUAGUGGCCGAAGUGAGCUGGCGAGAGACGAGUGCGAGUAGUACCGAAAACUCAGAACGUUCGACGAGCGAGAGUUCGAGUGUUAGCGUUGACGCGGAGGACGCAGAGGUGGUGGAAGUGGCGGGGGGAGGCGAGGCAGCGCGCGCGCCGGCCGCAGAGCGCGCCACAGCAAUGACGGAGACGGGCGCGCGCGCGCCGCGCAGCCGCAUAGCGGGCUUCCUGCGCGGCAGGGCGGGCGGGCGGCGGCGGGCCCGGGCCGGCAGACGCGGGGCAGGCAGCGCGCGCGGCGGCCGCGCGCCACAGUACGUGCGCAUCCCGCUGAAGGCGGAGGCUGUGUCGCGCGCGGCGGCGGCCCCGGGCGCGGGCGGCGUGGCGCACAAGCCGCCGCGCCCGCCGCCCGCCGUGCCCGCCGCGCCACCCGGCGUGCUGGAGACCGACGUGGACACGCAGCGCACGGUGCUGCACGCACGCUCGCUGCUCGCCCUAGCGCCGCCCGGCCAGCGGGCGCCGCGCCCACACAAGUCCAUGGAGUUCCUGCUCGACAAGGACAGCGCACAGACUGUACAGGUCAGU
Molecule: messenger RNA, 1881 nt
Organism: Brenthis ino (lesser marbled fritillary)
Lineage: Eukaryota; Metazoa; Arthropoda; Insecta; Lepidoptera; Nymphalidae
Source: the annotation of a GenBank genome assembly